AUGGCCCAGAGCAAGAGGCACGUGUACAGCCGGACGUCCAGCGGCAGCAGAAUGAGUGCAGAGGCCAGUGCCCGGCCUCUGCGCGUGGGCUCGCGUGUGGAGGUGAUUGGAAAAGGGCACCGAGGCACUGUGGCCUAUGUUGGAGCCACACUCUUUGCCACUGGCAAAUGGGUAGGCGUGAUCCUGGAUGAAGCAAAGGGCAAGAAUGAUGGAACUGUCCAAGGCAGGAAAUACUUCACUUGUGAUGAAGGGCAUGGCAUCUUUGUGCGCCAAUCCCAGAUCCAGGUGUUUGAAGAUGGAGCAGAUACAACUUCCCCAGAGACACCUGAUUCUUCUGCCUCAAAGGCCCUCAAAAGAGAGGGAACUGACUCAGCUGCAAAGACCAGCAAACUGCCCACCCGUCCAGCUAGUAGUACUGGGGUGGCCGGAGCCAGUAGCUCCCUGGGCCCCUCCGGCUCAGCAUCAGCAGGGGAGCUGAGUAGCAGUGAGCCCAGCACCCCGGCUCAGACUCCACUGGCCGCACCUGUCAUCCCCACGCCGGCCCUCACCUCUCCUGGAGCAGCCCCCCCACUUCCUUCUCCCUCCAAGGAGGAGGAGGGGCUGAAGGCCCAGGUACGGGACCUGGAGGAGAAACUGGAGACCCUGCGGCUGAAACGGGCAGAAGACAAGGCAAAGCUGAAAGAGCUGGAGAAGCACAAGAUCCAGCUGGAGCAGGUGCAGGAAUGGAAGAGCAAAAUGCAGGAGCAGCAGGCAGACCUGCAGCGGCGUCUCAAAGAGGCGAGGAAGGAAGCCAAGGAGGCGCUGGAAGCAAAGGAACGCUACAUGGAGGAGAUGGCCGACACCGCCGACGCCAUCGAGAUGGCCACUCUGGACAAGGAGAUGGCCGAGGAGCGGGCCGAGUCCCUGCAGCAGGAGGUGGAGGCGCUGAAGGAGCGUGUGGAUGAGCUCACCACUGACCUGGAGAUUCUCAAGGCUGAGAUUGAAGAGAAGGGCUCAGAUGGGGCUGCAUCCAGUUAUCAGCUCAAGCAGCUCGAGGAGCAGAACGCCCGCCUGAAGGAUGCCCUGGUGAGGAUGCGGGAUCUUUCUUCCUCAGAGAAGCAGGAGCACGUGAAACUCCAGAAGCUCAUGGAAAAGAAGAACCAAGAGCUGGAAGUUGUGAGGCAGCAGCGGGAGCGUCUGCAGGAUGAGCUGAGCCAGGCAGAAAGCACCAUUGAUGAACUCAAGGAGCAGGUGGAUGCUGCUCUGGGUGCGGAGGAGAUGGUGGAGAUGCUGACAGACCGGAACCUGAACCUGGAGGAGAAAGUGCGGGAAUUAAGAGAGACCGUGGGGGACUUGGAAGCAAUAAAUGAGAUGAACGACGAGCUGCAGGAGAAUGCACGUGAGACGGAACUGGAGCUGCGGGAGCAGCUGGACAUGGCGGGUGCCCGGGUACGGGAGGCCCAGAAGCGUGUGGAGGCGGCCCAGGAGACAGUUGCAGACUACCAGCAAACCAUAAAGAAAUACCGCCAGCUGACCGCCCACCUGCAGGAUGUGAAUCGGGAACUGACAAACCAGCAGGAAGCAUCUGUGGAGCGGCAGCAGCAGCCACCCCCGGAGACUUUUGACUUCAAAAUCAAGUUUGCUGAGACGAAGGCCCAUGCCAAGGCAAUUGAGAUGGAACUGAGGCAGAUGGAGGUGGCCCAGGCCAACCGGCACACAUCCCUGCUGACAGCCUUCAUGCCCGACAGCUUCCUUCGGCCAGGAGGCGACCAUGACUGCGUCCUGGUGCUGCUGCUCAUGCCCCGUCUCAUUUGCAAGGCAGAGCUGAUCCGGAAGCAGGCCCAGGAGAAGUUUGAACUAAGUGAGAACUGUUCAGAGCGGCCCGGGCUUCGAGGAGCUGUGGGGGAGCAGCUCAGCUUUGCCGCUGGGCUGGUGUACUCGCUGAGUCUGCUGCAAGCUACACUCCACCGCUAUGAGCAUGCCCUUUCUCAGUGCAGCGUGGAUGUGUACAAGAAGGUGGGCAGCCUCUAUCCUGAGAUGAGUGCCCAUGAGCGCUCCCUGGACUUCCUCAUUGAGCUGCUGCACAAGGACCAGCUGGAUGAGACUGUCAACGUCGAGCCUCUCACCAAGGCCAUCAAGUACUACCAGCAUCUGUACAGCAUCCACCUUGCCGAACAGCCUGAGGACAGUACCAUGCAGCUAGCCGACCACAUCAAGUUCACCCAGAGUGCCCUGGACUGCAUGGGCGUGGAGGUGGGACGGCUGCGUGCCUUCUUGCAGGGUGGGCAGGAGGCUUCAGACAUUGCCCUCCUGCUCCGGGACCUGGAAACGUCAUGCAGUGACAUCCGCCAGUUUUGCAAGAAGAUCCGAAGGCGAAUGCCAGGGACAGAUGCUCCUGGGAUCCCAGCGGCUCUGGCCUUUGGACCACAGGUGUCCGACACACUCCUGGACUGCAGGAAACACUUGACAUGGGUGGUGGCUGUGCUGCAGGAGGUGGCAGCUGCUGCCGCCCAGCUCAUUGCCCCUCUGGCGGAGAACGAGGGACUGCCUGUGGCUGCCCUGGAGGAGCUGGCUUUCAAAGCAAGCGAGCAGAUCUAUGGGAGCCCCUCCAGCAGCCCCUAUGAGUGUCUGCGCCAGUCAUGCACCAUCCUCAUCAGCACCAUGAACAAGCUGGCCACAGCCAUGCAGGAGGGAGAGUACGAUGCCGAACGGCCCCCCAGCAAGCCUCCCCCUGUCGAGCUGCGGGCUGCAGCCCUUCGUGCAGAGAUCACGGAUGCCGAAGGCCUGGGCCUGAAGCUUGAAGACCGAGAGACAGUUAUCAAGGAGCUGAAGAAGUCACUCAAGAUCAAGGGGGAGGAGCUGAGCGAGGCCAAUGUGCGGCUGAGCCUCCUGGAGAAGAAGCUGGACAGCGCGGCCAAAGACGCUGACGAGCGCAUUGAGAAGGUCCAGACGCGGCUGGAGGAGACGCAGGCCCUGCUGCGGAAGAAGGAGAAAGACUUCGAGGAGACAAUGGAUGCACUCCAGGCCGACAUCGACCAGCUAGAGGCAGAGAAGGCAGAGCUGAAGCAGCGGCUGAACAGCCAGUCCAAGCGCACGCUCGAGGGGCUCCGGGGGCCCCCUCCUUCGGGUAUUGCCACCCUGGUCUCUGGCAUUGCUGGUGGAGGCUCGCCUGGGCAGGCAUCUGGGUCUAUGCCAGGCUCGGGGCUGGUGAAGGACUCGCCGCUGCUGCUUCAGCAGAUCUCUGCCAUGAGGCUGCACAUCUCCCAGCUUCAGCAUGAGAACAGCAUCCUCAAGGGCGCCCAGAUGAAGGCCGCCUUAGCAGCCCUGCCCCCUCUGCACGUGGCAAAGCUCUCCUUCCCACCCCGUGAGGGCUCUGGCAGUGAGCUGGCCCCUGGAGCGCUGUAUCGUAAGACUAACCAGCUGCUGGAGACGUUGAAUCAGCUGAGCACGCACACCCACGUUGUAGACAUCAGUCGCACCAACCCGGCUGCCAAGAGCCCAUCGGCCCAGCUCCUGGAGCAAGUGGCUCAGCUCAAGUCCCUAAGCGACACCAUCGAGAAGCUCAAGGAUGAGGUCCUCAAGGAGACUGUGUCGCAGCGCCCUGGAGCCACAGUCCCCACGGCCUUUGCCACCUUCCCUUCCUCAGCCUUCCUCAGGGCCAAGGAGGAGCAGCAGGACGACACUGUCUACCUGGGCAAAGUGACCUUCUCGUGUGCGGCUGGCCUCGGACAGCGGCACCGGCUGGUGCUGACGCAGGAGCAGCUGCACCAGCUGCACGGCCGCCUCAUCUUCUAA
Pipistrellus nathusii (Nathusius's pipistrelle) is the source of this 3774-nucleotide messenger RNA. The record is from the annotation of a GenBank genome assembly. Lineage: Eukaryota; Metazoa; Chordata; Mammalia; Chiroptera; Vespertilionidae.